CCCGCCGGCCGGCCCGCGGCGUGGGCGGCCGCCGCGCCCAUGCUGCUGCCCCUGGCCUGCCUGCACGGGCGCGUGGCGCAGUGCCUGACCUCGCUCCUGCUGCCGCCGGAGCCCCUCCCCAGGCCCCGGCGCGGCGCGAGGGCGCGCGGCGCGGCGCCGACACGCGCUGAGGCCGCCCCUGCGGCGCCGCCGGGGAAGAUGGCCGCGGAGCUCUACCCCCUCGCCCACGCCGCGGCCGCCGCGGCCACGGACAUCGCCAACAGCAACGCCGCGGCCGCGCACGCCGCCAGCGCGGCGAGCAGGAAGGGCGGCCCGCCCUGCGCCCCGGCCCCGCCGCCCGCGCCCGCGCCGAUGCCGCCCGCCCUCAACAACAACCACCUGGAGGGCCCCAACUGGCAGUCCUGCCACCCCACCCUGCGCGAGAGGAACGCUCUGAUGUUCAACAACGAGCUCAUGGCCGACGUCCACUUCAUCGUAGGGCCUCUGGGGGCGGCCAGGAGGGUGCCCGCCCACAAGUACGUCCUGGCUGUCGGCAGCUCUGUCUUCUAUGCCAUGUUUUACGGAGAUCUUGCAGAAGUCAAGUCGGAAAUCCACAUACCUGAUGUGGAGCCUGCAGCUUUUCUGAUCUUGUUAAGGUACAUGUACAGUGAUGAGAUCGAUCUGGAAGCUGACACGGUGCUGGCCACUCUCUAUGCUGCCAAGAAGUAUAUCGUUCCUGCACUGGCCAAAGCGUGUGUCAACUUCUUGGAGACAAGCCUGGAAGCCAAGAACGCCUGCGUCCUGCUCUCCCAGAGCCGCCUGUUUGAGGAGCCUGAGCUGACGCAGCGCUGCUGGGAGGUCAUUGACGCACAGGCCGAGAUGGCCCUGCGGUCAGAAGGCUUCUGCGAGGUCGACCGGCACACACUGGAGAUCAUUGUGACGCGGGAGGCCCUCAACACCAAGGAGGCAGUGGUCUUCGAGGCCGUGCUGAACUGGGCUGAAGCAGAGUGCAAGAGGCAGGGCCUACCAGUCACCCCGCGGAACAAAAGACACGUUUUGGGGCGAGCCCUCUACCUGGUUCGAAUUCCAACCAUGACCCUGGAGGAGUUCGCCAACGGCGCCGCCCAGUCGGACAUCCUGACGCUGGCGGAGACUCACAACAUCUUCCUGUGGUACACGGCCGCCAAGAAGCCCCACCUGGAGUUCCCCCUGACCAAGAGGAAGGGCCUGGCCCCACAGAGGUGCCACCGCUUCCAGUCCUCCGCCUACCGCAGCAACCAGUGGCGGUACCGGGGGCGCUGCGACAGCAUCCAGUUCGCUGUGGACAGGAGGGUAUUUGUCGCAGGCCUGGGCUUGUAUGGGUCCAGCUCAGGGAAGGCCGAGUACAGCGUGAAGAUCGAGCUGAAGCGCCUUGGGGUCAUCCUGGCCCAGAACCUGACCAAGUUCAUCUCUGACGGAUCCAGCAAUACCUUCUCUGUCUGGUUCGAACACCCAGUCCAAAUUGAGCAAGACACCUUCUACACGGUCAGUGCCGUUCUAGAUGGCAGUGAGCUCAGCUACUUUGGGCAGGAGGGCAUGACAGAAGUGCAGUGUGGGAAGGUGACCUUCCAGUUCCAGUGCUCCUCAGACAGCACCAACGGCACAGGGGUCCAGGGUGGCCAGAUCCCCGAGCUCAUCUUUUACGCCUGAGACGCCUGCUGGGACACUGGCCAGCACUGACUGCCCUGACAGCAGGCCUGGGGGUGGUACCGCCUGACCCUCCUCUCAGGCGGGUUACCUGGCGGCUCUGUGCUUUGAUGCCGUAUUUACCCCUCAAGCUGACCAGCCUAGGACAACAUUAAGGUUUCAAUUACUUCAUCUCUCUUUUGUACGUAGACAGCUGUAGCCUGACUCUGUCAGAUAGAAACCUUUUCUACCUGGCAGGGACAUGCCCAGUUUCUGAGUCUUUGCGGCUGGGCCUCACAGGUGUCUGCUGGACAGUGGGAUGCAUGUCUUAGGCAGGGGGCAGACCCUGGUGCCCCCCCCCCCCCCCCGCCCGCCCCGGAGUGCCCACACCACCUGCUUUGAGGGCCCUGCCAUUCCCCUGCUCUCCUGAAUUUUAAGUGAUUCUAAGCUUCACCUGAGACCUUCCCCUCCAAUGCAUAAUGGGGGUGGGGUGCAGGAACCGCUUAAAACAGCUCAUCUAUUUAAGUGGGUUUUCAUAAUAAAGUCUUAAUAAAAUAAUGGUCAGAUACAGACAUGUGACUGUAAGGACUCUUAACGCUGGGAUGUUCCGCUGCUCGUACAACCACGAUGACAAAAACUCCCAGCACUAGAGAAAACCCAACUUUUAAACACUGCAAGGGACCCAAAAGCAAAGUACUUCCCAGGGAAGCCCACCAGCUCCCUUGGGCCAUCCCACCCACCUGCCUCUCUGGGUCUGGCUAGAAUGUUCUGAAACAGGUGGUAGGUUGUCUGGCAGCUCAGUAAACCCUGAAGGGAGGACCGUAUUGCUUAUGCAGGGGUGUGGCCACGAAAGCCCACCCAGGGGCCUGCUGAGGGGGCCCUGCCUAAUAAGGGACCCUGUCUUCCUGUGGCAAUCGGGCCGCACUCCCAAGGCCAGCCCGCCCUGGUCCUACAUGCUAGGGGCAACACUUCACGUCAACACACACUUGUAGUUUUGGUGCUGAUGGCAAAGUAAGCAGCCUCUCCUUGAAGCAGGUUGCGGAGCCUACCUCCUUGUGUUGGUAAGGCUCAAAUGAAGGGUGUGCUCAGGGAGCGUUGCGUUUCAGGACCCCUCUCCCCCUCUGCGUCUCUGCCCAGGAGGACCGUCCUUCCCCGAGCCCCUGCCUGCCAGGUGGGUUCUGAAGAGCUAUGAAUGAGCGAGAAGUGGGCCUUGCAGUGCCCACCCCUCAACCACACCAUGUUCGGCCUUGAGGGACACGGCGCCCCAACUGCGCCGUCUUGCUGGGCUCUUGACAGAUUUUUGGGAGACGUCUCUUACCUUGGGGAGCCCUGUGUGUUCCGGGCCUUUUCUCCUGCUCCUGAGAGAACACUUGGCUCUCUGGUCCCUAACUUGGCCCCCUGUGCUCUCCUCGCCAACCCGGGCACGUACCUAUGGCUGGUGCGUUGAUGCACAGUUCUCUUGCCAGAAGAAGGAACGUCUUCCCCAGCACAUAAACGUUCACCUGUGAUGAAGAAACAGCCAAACAUGGCACUCGUGUUUGAAGAAACGUGUGGUCUUUUCUCCCCCAGGCGGCAGUCUUGGACUCUGCUCGACACUCUUGCCUCUGAUUUGCUUGCCAAGGAGAAAAGUGCUUGUAGAGUGUGAGUUCAGAAUUGCACACGCCGGCUCCACCCUCGGGCCCACCACUCUGCCACCUCCCACGUUCCCAGGGUCUCUGGGAGCCCAGCCUCAGCCACUCCUGGGGCCCCAAUCAGGGGUCCCCAUGGCUUAGAUUUGUUGUGAUUUUCCACACAAAUCUCAAGAGUGCUCUGCUGCCUCCCACCUCGAGGCCAAACCCAGAAACCCCUCCGCCACAGGUGCACUCCCACAACCUGGGACGGGUGCCUGCUGCAGGGGAGCGCCCUCUGCCUCGCGCAGGAUGGCUGAGGCGUGUGGCUGGAGGUCCCCAGUGCCUGCUGAGCCCCUGCUGUGGAUGGGCACCAUCCCAAGGUCAGAAGGCCCAGGCGCUGGGGGCAUGACCCCGACCCCAGCAGCUGGGGUGGGACCUUCAACAGACCUGUGCUGACCAGACGGUGGGGGGAGGUGCUGCCAAGCACUGUCCUGAAGGACCAGCCAGGGCACAGUGUGAACAGGGAAAGGGUGGGAAAGCACAAUUCCCUGCCCCAGCCUGAGCUCGGGGAAGCCCUCCUCUCUUCCUCAGUGGGCCUGGCUGGCCCCAACCCCGAGGGCUGCUCUGCUUUUCUCCCGGGAUCUGAGGCCUCCCAGUGGAGCUGGCCCUGAUCCCUGCUUCACCUGACAAGGGCCAAGGCCCAGGCCCAGCACAUCUAAAGAACGUGGGGGUUCGGGUCCCCAGGCACCCCAGUGGCACCCCAGGGGGCACCCAGAGCUGCCUGCCAACUCCAAGGGACUUGGGUGCCCAGGACUGGGCAUGAUGGCUCGGGCGCCAUCCACUGGGCCCCCCACCUCCGGCAGGCAUGGCUACUCCACAUUGCUCUCCCCACCCCCGCCAUACGGCUGGGGCUCUGGGAGCUGCCUGAGGGUGUCCGGGGAGCCCCAGGGGAGCCGAGUGGUGUGCACCUUUCCCAGAGCACAGUGACGCUUGUGCUGGAUCCUCCUGGCUCCUGGACACUGAGCAAGAGCGGACACACCUGCUGCAUCCCUAGCUCUGACCUCGGCCUGACCAUGUCAGACUGCGCUGCCCUGAAUGUCGCAGGGAUGGACUCUAAGCACAUGUGAAGUAAAAAGUUAAAUAAAUCU
Molecule: messenger RNA, 4402 nt
Organism: Choloepus didactylus (southern two-toed sloth)
Lineage: Eukaryota; Metazoa; Chordata; Mammalia; Pilosa; Megalonychidae
Gene: BTBD6
Product: BTB domain containing 6
Exons: 4
Coding region: 40-1668 (542 amino acids)
Biological process (GO): neurogenesis
Cellular component (GO): cytosol
Molecular function (GO): protein binding
Source: RefSeq, a predicted model, not a curated record